AUGGGUCCCAACGAAAAGAGCCGCCCUGACGACGUCAAGGUGCUGGGCGCCGAGACGGGCACCGCCACCAGCGGCAGCCUCCACGACGCCCCCGCCAGCGCCAUCGAGGACGACAACAAGGCACUCGAGAGCCGUGUCACGCGCAAGAUCGACAUGCGCGUCGUGCCCAUGCUGUGCGCCCUGUACCUCACAGCCUACCUCGAUCGUACCAAUAUUGGCAACGCCCGCCUCCUGGGCCUCGAGGCCGAACUCAAGAUGCCCUCAGACGGCUACAACACGGCCAUUUGGGUUUUCUUCCUCACCUUCCCCUUGCGCACGUCCAGUAUGCUAAUAAUUCUGCAGGUGCCGUCGAACCUCGUGAUGGCCCGCUCCAAGAUUCCCCCGCACUGGUGGCUGGGCAUCUCCAUGACCCUGCUCGGCAUCGUCACCAUGUGCCAGGGCUUUGUGCGCAGCCCGGCGCCGCUCUACGUUUGCCGUGCCAUCAUGGGUAUCUUCGAGGGCAGUCUCGGCCCGGCCGCCGCCCUCAUGAUGGGUUCCUACUACCGCAAGCACGAGUUCCCCUUACGCUAUUGCUGCUUCACGACCAGUGCGCUUGUCGGCGCCUCCUUCAGCAGCUUCCUAGCCUACGCCAUCAGCUUCAUGGAUGACGUUCAGGGCAUCAGCGCAUGGCGGUGGAUCUUCAUCCUCGAGGGCCUGUUCAACAUUGUUGUCGCCCUCUUCACCUUUGUGGUGCUGCCGCCCUUCCCGGCCGAGUCCACAUUCCUUGCCCCUGAGGAGAAGCAACAUCUCCUCGACCGCCUGUACCGCGAGCGGGGCGACGAGGCCGACACUCUGCGCGGCCAGCCUUGGAUGUCCUUCCUCUUUGACUGGCAGACGUGGCUCAACAUUGUCAUGUACUUUGGCGCCGACAUGUCCGCUGCCGCAAUCUCGCAGUUCUCUCCGACGAUUCUCAACGAAUUGGGCUGGACCGCCAACGAGGCCAACCUGCGCAACGUGCCCAUCUGGCUGGUGGGCGCCUUCUUCGCCGUGACGGCCAACAUCCUGGCGGGCCGGCUCAAGAUCCGCUUCCCCUUUAUCCUCUUUGGCGCCACGCUCUGCACCAUUGGCUGGGCGAUCCAGCUGUCGCAGGCCAACCCGUCCGGGGUCCGCUACUUUGCCCUCUACUUCAUCGCCACGGGCGCCUUCAUCCAGCUGCCCAUGUGCGUGGCCUGGCUGUCUGCCAACCUGGUCGGUCGGCCGCGCAAGGCCGUCGCCCACGCCCUGCAGAUCGGGUUUGGCAACAGCGCAAACUUUGUGAGCGCAAACGUCUUCAUCACCACCCAGCGGCCCAAAUACCCGACGGGGUUCACCACGGGCCUGGUCAUCACCGUCGUCGGGCUCGUGGCCGCGAGCGUGCUCGAGUACACCCUGUGGACCAAGAACAAGCAGGCGGACCGCAGGGAGGCAAAGGGGGAGCCAGAGACCAAGCUCGUGGGCAAGGAUGGGGUCCGGUUUAGAUACACCUUGUGAGGAGGGGAGAGGUCCCAAGAGCGGAAGGGUCUUUUCUUUCGUCGUAUAGAGUUUUAGUAUUUUGCAACAACAACAACAAUACGAGACCACGACUUGCCAGGCCAUCUCCAGUGUCUAAAGGGAAAAUGGGAGAUGCACUCCACGCCUCCAUUCAGGCCAGUUUCGAGAGACUGCUCAAGCGCAACGGCAGAUUUGCGGUCCGAGUUCUUUGGGCCAUUGUAAUGCCCCGUGAGCGAGUUAUAUUGUACGCCUGACCGGCAUGCUCAGC
This is a messenger RNA of Microdochium trichocladiopsis, 1777 nucleotides long. Its product is annotated as major facilitator superfamily domain-containing protein. Bases 1 to 1509 code for a protein of 502 amino acids. NCBI's taxonomy places the organism in Eukaryota, Fungi, Ascomycota, Sordariomycetes, Xylariales, Microdochiaceae. Gene Ontology annotation, biological process: transmembrane transport. The record is from RefSeq and is a predicted model, not a curated record. Gene Ontology annotation, molecular function: transmembrane transporter activity. Gene Ontology annotation, cellular component: membrane. The transcript is spliced from 4 exons.